AUGAAUUUAUCAUUUACUCUUUGUCAUCAGCUGACUAACGAUGCGAAAUUCCAACUUCUGAAAGGACAAUUCUCAAACAUCUUUUGGUCAACCUCAAGUUCUUUGAGGGUGAGGUGCCUCCUCUCAAUCAGAAUGACCUACAAUGUGAAAAAGAUGAUUGCGCUCAGCGCCACCCUCAACGCUUCCAUUGGGCUUCCUGAUCAUGGGCUCAUCGUCAUCGGCCAGCACAGUCUCCUGAAGGCGUUGUCUUUCAAAAAUGUUCUCGAGUCGAAAUUUAACGGAGAGAUUGAUGAGAAGAAAUGGGAGGCAGCUUUGUCGGUGCUUCCAAGCACAGGAAGUCUUCCGCUUCUAUUCAAUCAAUCACGUAUAAUCUCUGUGCCAGAUUCAUCAUCAAGGCACAAUACUCCCUCAAAUUGCCAUCUAGUGACUAAAGAAUUGAAAACUAUUCCUAUUACCUUAGACAAUCGUAAUCUGAACAUCAUUUUGGUAUGCGAAGCAGGGAAUGUAUUUGCAAAUGUUGCGGCCAUCGCUCGUGCAUUCCCGAUUUUCUCCCGUAAGACUGAUCCACCACCCAUUGUUAAUCUCACUAUCGAACUCUGCUUACCGGAAGGUGAAAAGUUGGAUCCGGAAGAUCUUAAACUGAUUGAAAAUGUGGGAUAUUCUAUUCGGGAAAUGUGUCGUUUGAUUGAUGCACCAUCAAAUGAACUCACAACGGACGCGUUUUUGUUGGAAGUUCUUUCUGUAGCGGAGGAACUUGAUCUACAAUCAACUGUUAUUUCGGGGGAAAACCUUAGAAAAGAAGGUUUCGGAGGUAUCUGGAACGUAGGCAAAUCUGGUCCUACUGCACCAUCGUUUGUGGUUCUUAAACACGAACCACCAAAUGCUACGAAAAGUUAUUGUUUGGUUGGCAAGGGUGUAGUUUUCGAUACCGGUGGUAUGCAAAUCAAAGGAAAGACAGGAAUGCCUGGCAUGAAGAGGGAUAUGGGUGGUGCAGCAGGAAUGCUGGGCUCGUUUUACAGCCUCGUGAAGUCAGGAUUUAAGGAGAAGCUAUAUCUCUGCCUUUCCAUUGUGGAAAAUAACGUUACAAAUACGGCGAACAAACCCGAUGAUGUAAUAACUAUGCUGAGUGGAAAGACUGUCGAAAUCAACAACACCGAUGCAGAAGGUCGUCUUAUUCUUGCUGAUGCGGUUUAUUACUCCAAACAUACUCUCAAAGCUGACGUAAUUGUGGACAUGGCUACUCUCACAGGUGCUCAAUCUUAUGUUUCCGGAAAAUAUCAUGCAGCGCUGCUCACAAACUGUGAGGAUUGGGAGCAAAGGGUAUGCAUGGCUGGCCGUCUGUCUGGUGAUUUAGUGGCGCCGAUGGUUUUCUGUCCAGAUCUUCAUUUCUCGGACCUGAAAAGUCCAAUUGCUGACAUGCGCAACAGUAAUCUUGGAAAAAUGGAGGGGCCACCUUCGGCAGUAGCUGGGCUCUUUAUUGGUGCCCACAUCGAUUUCGGUGAAGGAAUCAAAUGGCUUCAUCUCGAUAUUGCGGCUCCUGCCGAGUCCGGUGAUCGUAGCACCGGAUACGGACCGGCUCUGCUCUGCUAUCUUUUCGGUCAUUUGACUAAAGCUCCAAUGUUUUCACCCUAA
Messenger RNA from Necator americanus (New World hookworm), 1632 nucleotides. RefSeq lists its product as uncharacterized. Gene Ontology annotation, molecular function: manganese ion binding; metalloaminopeptidase activity. Bases 1 to 1632 code for a protein of 543 amino acids. The record is from RefSeq and is a predicted model, not a curated record. Gene Ontology annotation, biological process: proteolysis. Gene Ontology annotation, cellular component: cytoplasm. The transcript is spliced from 13 exons. NCBI's taxonomy places the organism in Eukaryota, Metazoa, Nematoda, Chromadorea, Rhabditida, Ancylostomatidae.